GGUGAAGUUUAUUCAGCAAAUUCCAAACAGAUCCUUUGUGCUGAUGACGACAUUUGAUGAAGGAAGCACCAAGCUCAAGCCUGAGGCCAAGAAGGAAAUAGAGAAUCUUGGCAGUACUCUUAUCAAUAAAAUUGCUUUCCGUGCCAGUUGGGUCUUCUUGGGAGCAAAGGGGUUUACACUCCCAGAUGUCUUAAAUAAGGAGAAGAUCUAUUUAUCGGACAAAAAAACUAACAAAUAUCGGGGCUGGCCAACAGAGGUACAAAUAGAUGGAUGUGUUCCACAGCAGUAGAACCAUGUGAUUCCAUAUAACUGUAAAGUAUCAUUGAUUUUGUACCUGUACGAUAUACCUAUGUACUGCUUAAGUAUUUAAAUUGGAUGAAACUGGUCGUAAAAACUCAUAAUAACUUUUUUCCUGUCAGUUAUUCAGGUGCAUAUAAC
Messenger RNA from Megalops cyprinoides (Indo-Pacific tarpon), 438 nucleotides. Its product is annotated as protein FAM3B-like. NCBI's taxonomy places the organism in Eukaryota, Metazoa, Chordata, Actinopteri, Elopiformes, Megalopidae. The record is from RefSeq and is a predicted model, not a curated record. Bases 44 to 289 code for a protein of 81 amino acids. The transcript is spliced from 3 exons.